AUGACUGAUUUUGAUAUUUUACAGCUUACGAAUGAACUUAAAUGCUUCAGUUUCUGUAUAAAGAAUGAAAUUGAUGUUCAAGAUGUAAAACCAGCAAUUGUGAAAUUGUACGAUUAUUAUCAACCUGAACUCGAAGUGACAGAAGAAUAUGUUAUCCCUUCUGGUUGUGACGCUCCUAACUUACCAGAGCUGUUAACGAGUACUCUUGCCGACGAACUCUUGUCUACAUUUCACGGUUUGGAUGAGCCCUCGUCUACGCAGGAUAUAGCGACUCUUGCAAGUGAAUCCUAUACCAAUGUAACAAACGUUCACAAGAAUUCUACGGUCAUACCGGAAGUCCUCCAAAUUUUAGAUGGAAGUCAACAAAACAAAAGCCAUGCAGAAGAUAUAUCUGAUGAUGAUAUAUCUACAAUCAAUGCUUUUCAAACAUUAGAAAACAACAGCCCAGUUGAUUAUGUGAAUUUAACGCAUGGAUCGCAUUUUCCAGUUCUUAGUGAGGGAAAUUUAUCCGUUUCAAUACUACCGCCAGCACAAGAUUUUUCAGAAUUAAAUGAUGAAGCAGGUGUUUUGGAUUGCCCUAUUUGCAUGGCUACACUUCCUGAGAAUUUCAUAGAUAUAUAUUGCACUUCCGCAUUUGCUUUAAUAGCAAGUAUAAGAUCUGGCAAUGCAAAGGCAGUAAAGAUAUUGCAUGAUGUUAGUUCUUAUAUGCAACAUCCACAAAUGAUUCAAAAACUUGCAGAAGUUAAAUGGGAUGAGAGAUGUUCUUGCCCACAGUUAACUACAGGGGAAAAUACAAUAAUAAUAAUAGGAUCACCGGUUACAUUAUGGAGCUCAGAAGAAACGAAGCAUUGCAUUCAUCUCACAAGACAAGUAUAUGUUAUAUCAUCAUCUGUAAUAACUCAACCAGAAGUACUGAUGCAGACUCGCAGAUCUUGUGACGGAAAUCCAUAGUCUUCAAUCAGUUGACAAUCCAAUGCCUCUGUUAUAUAUAUAUAUAUAAUAUUAAACUUAGCCUAACCAUGAAUAUCA
This is a messenger RNA of Stegodyphus dumicola, 1029 nucleotides long. RefSeq lists its product as uncharacterized. Lineage: Eukaryota; Metazoa; Arthropoda; Arachnida; Araneae; Eresidae. Gene Ontology annotation, cellular component: extracellular region. The record is from RefSeq and is a predicted model, not a curated record.